GGAGCAAGAUAGGCGGAUGAUCAAAAAUCGACUAGUGCAAAUUGAAUUGAAAGGAGUCCAAUUGGGGUUGGCCCAGCAAUUUGAUUGUGUGGAACUCUACCAAGAAAUAGCACAUGAUAUAACGUCACAAAAGAGGAGAACGAUUAGUUCUGGAUUGAGUUAUCAUAAUUUCGUGCAGAGCCAAGUUUCAUCCACCCAUCACGCAUGCCCGGAAAAAAAACAAAAAAUCUGAGGAGCUACACUAAAUGCCUCCUCAAUAGAGCAGGUUGACCCGUAGCCAAUGCCCACAAGUUAAUGGCCAAGUUGAAGAAAUUAAAGGUGCCCCGCUAUGUGGACCAAUUGCAUUUAGCACUCAUUACUUCCUGAGCCAGACAACAGCUUGGAGUGGAUUCAGUAUCAAUAUAAGCAGCCUCUUCCUUAGGCCUCAUCCAAAACAUUCCAAACCGCUGGGCCAAUUUACCUUAUUGAAGGUGGCUCCAAUGGCAAAUUUAGCACUGUUGCUAGCAUCUCUGUGUCUUCUCUCCAACAUUUUCUCCCUCCCAUUCCUUGCAUUUGCUAUAUCCUCCUGUGGUGGCCCAUGUCAAACCCUUAACGACUGUGAGGGUCAGCUCAUAUGCGUCAGUGGUAAAUGUAAUGAUGAUCCAGACGUCGGGACUCACAUUUGUCAAACCCCAUCACCAUCCCCUCCAAGCGGCUCUAACUGUCAAGCCUCCGGCACUCUUACGUGCGGGGGAAUAUCCUAUCCCACCUACAGAUGCUCCCCUCGGGUUACAUCCUCCACACCUGCCAAACUCACAAACAAUGACUUUAGCGAAGGCGGGGACGGUGGAGGCGCGUCGGAGUGUGAUGAGCAGUACCAUAGCAACUCGGAGCGUAUUGUCGCCCUGUCAACCGGGUGGUACAAUGGCGGAUCGCGAUGUGGAAAGAUGAUCAGGAUUACGGCACAAAAUGGGAGGAGUGUGGUGGCCAAGGUGGUGGAUGAGUGUGACUCCAUGAGGGGGUGUGACCAAGAGCAUGCAUACCAGCCUCCUUGUAAGAAUAACAUAGUUGAUGGAUCUGAUGCUGUGUGGAGUGCUCUGGGGCUGGAUAAGGACAUAGGUGUAGUGGAUGUUACCUGGACCAUGGCUUAGGUACGUUAGCUUUAGUGCUUGUAGCCACCUAAUAAACGGCGUUACGUACCGAGCUUCAAUGCCUAAUUACUGGCUGUGUUGUAUCGACACAUUAAUAUGAAGUAAAUAA
Messenger RNA from Vitis vinifera (wine grape), 1239 nucleotides. Its product is annotated as kiwellin-like. The record is from RefSeq and is a predicted model, not a curated record. The transcript has a single exon. The coding region runs from base 480 to 1130 and encodes 216 amino acids. NCBI's taxonomy places the organism in Eukaryota, Viridiplantae, Streptophyta, Magnoliopsida, Vitales, Vitaceae.